AUGCGCGUCGAGAAACGGGAGAAACGCGUAAAAUGGGCGCCUGUAUUCGCUGCCGAUUCCAGCGUUCUCGGAGCAGACAUUGGUCACGGCGGCUCUCUCGGACUCACUGAGCGAUGGCAAGGUUUUGCAAUACGGGAUGUUACUGAAUGGUCUAGUGAAGCGCCACGCACUAUUCACAUUACUCUUGGAAUUUGCCCUACGCCUCUCGCCCUCCAAGUGAGAAAAUUCAAACCUAGUCCUGGAGACAUCACGUUCCGGUCCUGGCGAGAUGGAAACGUGGAAAAACGAGUAGAGUUGGCACCAUACGCACUGGUCAACGUUCGCCAGACAGCCUUGAAAUUCCACGAAUAUCUCAACUUGAAUACCAUGAAAACUCUAGAAAUGGCUAUUCGAGACACGAAUCACGACGAUCUCGUCCUCGAAACUCUUCAGUGGGCGAAACGACAGUGCCAAAAUCUAAAGCCGGAUGAGUGGCAAUUCUUGGUGGACGCCCUCCGGCUUUGGGUAGCUAUCAGACUUCUCGCGCCGCAGAAGGGCUACUCGCUGCCUCAAUUUGUAGAGGAGCUUCAAUUCGGCGCAAACGUUCUCCUCGCGUACUGGCACUACUACCGCACCGAUGAAGAUCCCCUUGAAGUCGACUGUCUGGACCGGCACCGGUCCCGGCUGAUGGAUCUGACUGCUGAGCAGUUCACUUUUAUCCAAAAGAGUUGCAAGAAGUUGCGGGAGACAAGAGAGUUGUUUAGGGAUAUGACCAACUGGGACGAUCCGCUCUAUUGGGUAUGUCGAAUGUUUGAUCAAAAGUGGGAGGGGCUGCGGUUCGCAAAGCUCGACGUCCUUAUACAAUAG
Messenger RNA from Parascedosporium putredinis, 846 nucleotides. The record is from the annotation of a GenBank genome assembly. Lineage: Eukaryota; Fungi; Ascomycota; Sordariomycetes; Microascales; Microascaceae.